ACCAGAGGCAAGGCAGCAAAAAGUCCAAAGGUGUCUCUUCUACGGCACGCUCGGCAGCCAGUAACAAGCUCCUUGGUCAACAUUCCGCUUCCCUGCGCAUUCGAUUGCGCAUUCUUCCACCGCCGCAGAUCAUGGCGCCCGCCAAUCAAGAUCCGACGUCGCAGGCCCCAUCGGGCGCCACUGAUGCGGUGUUGAAGCCAUCCGAGCCGGUUGCGCAAGGCUCUAGAGAGGUGCAGGGCAUAGACUUCAACGCUUAUGCUCAGCGCAGUAUCACCGUGGAGGAGCUCGUCGAGGGCUAUGCGAGCAUGGGAUUCCAGGCAACGGCGGUCGGCGAGGCCGUGCGCAUCAUCAACGAAAUGCGCACGUGGACGCAUCCUGAAACAGGUGAAAGGACGACCCUAUUCCUGGGGUACACGUCCAACCUUAUAUCGUCGGGCCUGCGGGAGACUUUGCGGUAUCUGGUCCAGCACAAUCACGUCUCCGCCGUCGUCACGACCGCCGGAGGAGUCGAGGAAGACUUCAUCAAAUGCUUGGCACCGACGUAUCUGGGUUCCUUCAGCACGCCCGGCGCAGGACUGCGCGCAAAGGGCAUGAACCGAAUUGGAAACCUGGUUGUACCAAACAGCAAUUACUGUGCAUUUGAGGACUGGGUUGUGCCCAUCCUGGACAAGAUGCUUGAGGAGCAAGAGCAAAGCAAGACGACAGACGAACCGAUCCACUGGACGCCGAGCAAGGUCAUCAACCGGCUUGGAAAAGAGAUCAAUGACGAGAGAUCGGUAUAUUACUGGGCCUGGAAGAAUAACAUCCCAGUCUUCUGCCCUGCUCUGACAGACGGAAGCCUGGGAGACAUGCUUUAUUUCCACACCUUCAAGUCAUCCCCUGAGCAGCUGCGGAUAGACAUUGUCGAGGACAUUCGGAAGAUUAAUACGAUUGCCGUGCGAGCAAAGCGGGCCGGUAUGAUCAUCCUAGGAGGGGGAGUAGUCAAGCAUCACAUCGCCAACGCCUGCUUGAUGCGAAACGGGGCAGAGAGUGCCGUGUAUAUCAACACGGCCCAGGAAUUCGACGGUAGCGAUGCGGGUGCGCGGCCGGACGAAGCAGUCAGCUGGGGAAAGAUUAAAUCGGACGGCGACAGCGUCAAGGUAUAUGCGGAGGCCACGGUUGUGUUUCCGUUGAUUGUGGCCGCGACGUUUGCGAAGGCGAAACAGUCGUAUUGAGAGUCUGCGCUGCCCGGCACAGAAGUGUGGAAACUUGUCGAUCUCCUUCAUAGGCGCACUUAACCACGCUGCCAGCUUGAUUGAAGACCGCCACUGUCGAGGACCAGGUCCUCGGGGCAAUGCAAGCGGAUGGAGUUGCCGUUGUUGCACAAGGAACGUGAUGGAACGGGCUUUUCGUUAGCUCAGCAACAGGCCUUACUGAUGCAGCCGUCGAAGGAUCAACUACGUGGUUUCUGCUAGGCUGCGCGGGAGGGUACGAGAAAUAUGGGUGCGAUUGAAGUUGGAUAGUCGGACAAGGAUUUCGUGGACAGGCCCGUUAGCCAAAUGCGGAAUAGCCAGUAUUGCAGCCUAGACGUCACUCCACCCCUCUGGUGGCUGAGAGCGCGCGGAACGGCGUGGCUGCCUGCGUGACUCGGGCGCUGAUGUCUCGGAGAUGACUGAG
Trematosphaeria pertusa is the source of this 1656-nucleotide messenger RNA. Its product is annotated as Deoxyhypusine synthase. NCBI's taxonomy places the organism in Eukaryota, Fungi, Ascomycota, Dothideomycetes, Pleosporales, Trematosphaeriaceae. The record is from RefSeq and is a predicted model, not a curated record. Gene Ontology annotation, molecular function: deoxyhypusine synthase activity. The coding region runs from base 132 to 1214 and encodes 360 amino acids. Gene Ontology annotation, biological process: peptidyl-hypusine biosynthetic process. Gene Ontology annotation, cellular component: cytoplasm. The transcript has 2 exons.